CAAACUUGAAAGCUGCUGUUGGUUCUUUAUACUGCAUCUGACUGGAGCUGUAGUGUACCAGCAUACACAUCCUAUGUACCAACAUGGUGAUAGAUUGAGUCUGCUACCAGCAGCAACAACGUACAACGGCGCCCUCUGCCACCGCAGUGCUGCACAGGCAGAAUCAAUCACGUGUGGUGCUGUGAUCACCGAAGAGCCUUGUUGUCUCCUCCGGUUGCACUUGUAACUUGAAUGCUAGUUACUACUCCUACUGAUUGUUUGUUACCUUUAUGUCGUCUCGAGCCAUAGGCAUAAACAAAGACGUGUCUUAUUUUCCCAGACCAAAGCAAGAGAUCUUCGCCCUCCCACCGCUUUAGCGCGCCUCCAUGUGCGUCCCUGGGCUGAAGCUCGGUUGCAGACCUAACAGAUCCGAGAGAGACACAGCCUGAGAGUCGCAGCCCUACGACUUAUCAUUCUAGCAGUACAGACUAUCGCACGAUUAGCAAGUAUGGCGCCCUCAGUAAAGAGAACCAAACGAAACACGGGCCCCUGGUCGUCCCUCCGAAUCCUUAACUCCGCCUCGCCGGUCCUGAAAAAGGACAUCCACGGCUUCUUGGUGACAUGCAUCUCUGGUUGGCAUGACAGGUACAACGAAGCUGAAAAGCGUGCAAUCAUCGACAGCAUGCCCCCGCCAUAUCGCCAGUAUGAGCUGGACGAUUCCGGGGCUCUUGUCUGCCCCAUCUCGGUGGAUUUUGUCCUCAAUGACCCGCAUGUCAGAGCUGCCAUUUCCAGGUUCAAGCAAGACGUAAGCGAGGGUUUCUAUGAGAAAGGCUGGCAGAAUCAAGCGAGAAAGGCCGUCAAAGAAAGGCAGGCCGGAAAGUUUGAUACAUACUUGCACGAACAUGUCGAGGAAAAGUUCGGCGAGCAAGCUACCGACAACCAUCCUGAUCGUGUCCCAGGUCAGAUGGAGUCUAAUGGCAGCGAGUGAUGGCUCUGAGAAUCCCCACGAUACAGCACAAACACAUCGCCCUACCUCGACUUCAUAUGCAGCCUAAGUGCCGCUCUCAGGACAACUUUCGCCAGGAUGUUGUUAGUCCACCGGGUGCCAGCGUACCAUAUCCUAGAACUGUCAUGCUUCCAAGAAGAGCUCCCUAAUGGAGAUAUCCUCUGUGUCGAUCCAACAACUCCACCUACAACAUGAUGACUCGCAAAAGUACCCGGAGCUGAAUCAGUUGGUUGUACUUGGUGGGUGCUUAGCAGGCUAUGUUGGAGGUCACGAACAAGAAGACCAGUCCAUUUGUAACUAUACCUGACAGACUUGUAGGGGCUGAUGAUAGUUGAUUUCUUCGGCUCAAAGCCUUGCAGUCGAUAGCAAAUCAUUUGACGGUCUGACUCCUCGGCAAAGCACGGUCAAAGCCAUCAUCUCUCCGUGGGCGGUCUCUUGCCCACAUCCCUACUACUAGUAGUGGGCGAGUUUCCAUAACCAAGUUAGCUGAUCAUCAGAAAGGCGCACGUCCUGAAGACAGACUGUGGUCGGCCGUGAGGGCCGUUCAAAAUCCAUCAUCGUGACGAAGUGAAUUCCGGAUCUUUUGUCAAGUGGAGCCAAGGGAGCUCUACUAAAUAAACAACACCUGACUGUGAGUUCUUGUUGAGGCCGCCCACCAUGUCUGGUAGAAAUUGGACAAUUAGGGCAAUCGACCGCUGGCCACUUCUAUCGACAGUCUCGAGUGGGAAGAACAUGACCCACAGGUAGCGAUGCUCAGGGAUUUGAAUCUGACCGGGCCAAGUGAAGCAAUGGAAGGUCAAGGCAGAGGCGUCCCACAGCCGCAUGUCUGGCAGAUCCACGUGCUUCAUCAGGUUUAAUCAUGACAAUACUGAAAUGGAAGAUGCCGGUCAGACCGAUGCAAAUGGUCUGAAGCCAUGGCAGCCAGGCGAAGGCGUGACAGGAAAAAUGGGUUCAAGGAAAGCACCGGGAAAGGAACAUCGGCAACCUCAUGCAACAGCGUCUCUCAACAGUUAAAGCCGCCAACCACUGAAAAGUGGUUUCACAUCAGACGAAAGAGGCCAACAACACAAGACGCCAUACCUGCACGCUUGGAAGUUCCUAGGGUAGAUAUUUUUGCGAGCAUCUUCGGCAUUUUUCUGGGCACUCGCUCGCUGUUAGAUGAUCCGCAUCGGAUACGUUGUACACGCCGAAAUCCUCCAUGCCGAAGUCGCCAGGCACGUGAUCAGACAGCGCCGCAGGAAGAUCAAGGCUGGCAGUAUCUCUGGCCGUAUCUCGCAAGCCAGCUGAAGUCUGUGCAGCCCAGAUGCAGGUCAGUGGGGAGCGCCUCUCUGUGGAUCGGCUACCAAUGACAGCAGUCCCCUGAACCCUUAGCGACGGGCGUCGAUGCAAGCAUGGCGCGGGGCGUUUUGAAACAGUUAUUUGCCAAAGCCAGCCCGGGGUUCGUGAGCAUGUUCAGCAAGGCGGCCAGUUGGCUUCUGUUAUAGCCAAAGGAAUCAGGAGCGGAAUCUUUGUCCCUCCUCCCCGGCUGCAGGUUGAAGUCAAUUCAAUGUUUUUCACAAUUCUGAGGAUUGUCGGUGUGUACACCGCUUUUCACCGCCAUUAUGGCCUCCAAGUUGUGAUUUUGACAACUGUUAGCAUGCCGUGGCUGGGCAGCUACCGGGAUACAUUGUUUGUCGUGCCAUAGAUACCUUGGUGGUGUACUGAAAAUUGAGGACGGUUGACUGCGGCUUUGUGUACGACGCUGUCGGCCUCUGCUGCUGUAGACGGUCGGCUGCAUCUGCACUUGAGACAUGGUUGACGUAUCCGACGUCCGAUCGUUUUACAGCACCCAGUCAGGUAUUUUUGACCCCAAGAUAGCCUUGGGGGCUCCUCCUAUGACUAGUGAGAUCCACUGUCAGCCUCAAUCAAACGAUCGUGAAUAGGCCUGGCUGUAGCUUCUGGAACAUGAUAGCGAAUCUCAUUUGUGCGGCGUGAGUAACGGUGUCAUGAGCAUAGUGCCCAGGCAGUUGCCGUUUGAUCACGGCAGUGCCAGUAGGAGUAAGUACAAAGUACUGUAGCUGGCGCCACAAGCCGGGCUGCUCCAUCACGAUACCUGGGAUGUUGUUAGAUUUGCCGAGGUGCAGCUGUCAGCUUCAAGUUUCCAAUAAAAGUACCUAGUUCCACCGGGACACCUCCAAGCCUGUUUCAGGCAUAUCCAGCGUGCCUUAAGGAGAAUAUCUUUGACCGGGGUAACAGUAAUGCUAUCAUGGGCUGUUUUUCUUGCAAGGCUUCAAGCUGGUUCAUGUACAUUUUCUCUCCAAAAAAUCGUUCCUUAGUGGGAACCCACAAUGUGGCCCGGCGGUCCGCGGUUGGAUCUGAUGAAAGCGGCGGGACUGGAGUGACGGCUGUCUGCACGAAGCGGCCGGCUAGGAGGAUCCUGGACUGGACGGUUUCUGGAUCGGAGGAGCUAAGCCAGGGACACUAAGGGGCGGUCGGUGGCUGAGCGGAACAAGAACACCGAGGAAAGUUGGCGAGCAUUGAUAUUCAAUGCUUUGCUGAGCAGUGUUUGCAGGCGGAACUUGAAGCAGGGUGGUGCUGGGAACAACCUGAAUGAUGUCCGCAGGCACACAGCAAGUACGGCAGAUACUGGACCUGCAAAACAACCCGGGCGACCGCAGCACAAGGGCGGGACCUACACCGGUACAACGCACUUACAGUGGCCGUGGCAGGAGGAACGGUACCUAGAGACCACUGCAGCAUCUGGAGUCAACCUGAACUUGAACUUGGACGUGAAGCAGUAUGAUGGCAGUGGCCGUACUGUACCUGGUAGGCAGUCGUCGCGCUACCUACGACUACAACUACGACUACGACUACGACUACGACUACUACUGUUACCACCUUCUACUGUAGGUCUAGAGGCACCUGGUAGUGAUAGUAGUAUACCUUCCAAGGUUACUAGUAGUAAGCUGGAAGAGCAGCAGGACGAAUUUUAGCUUCCGCCCACUCGCACAUCAGCCUGCAUGAAUGAACACGACAACAGCAUCUGGCGAACGCUAUGCCACAUCAAGUUCAAAACAAACCCUCCGCUGUCACUGUCAGGUUGUUUGAUAUCUCGCCUACUAGUAUCCAAAUACUAGUAGGGGACAGUCUCCCAUUGCGCUGCUUGCAGUGCCGCCAUCAACCGCCGACUCUACUAGUACCGUCUGACACCAUGGCACUACUUGGGGAGUCCAAGGUCGUCUGGGUUAGCAAUGCAGUUCCCCUUUACGCGCAAGCUAGCGCUGGCGCCGAUGGGACGACAGAGCCAGCAUGGGUAUAUCCACCUUCCCUUGGCCCCAGCGACCUCAAACCACUGCACUACUAGUACUGAUAUCCUAGCCGGUGGAUGAUAUCAGAUACAGUGGUACGCUGGCACGACCUCUCCGCUGGGUUCUCGCAGGGGCACAGGAGACAGCAGCCAGGCGAAUGCCGGAAGUGGAUGGCGCAGACGCCAGCAGCCGCUGCCGCUGCAACGACGUGGAGACGUCAAGAGAGGUCCCGGACUGUUACUGUACAGUACUAACAUUCGUUCCAGUUCAAGUUCGUUCCCCCAAGGUUUGCUUGUUUGUGCUGGCCGCCUCUUAAUGAAGUGUCAGGCUCGAUCACACACGCGAAGAAACACCAAGUCCCCAAAACAAAUAGCAUGUCCGUCAUCUGGGAGACCAAGCGCGAAUGUGACCCGUCUCGUUCUCUUCCGCAGACCCAGACCGCAUUUUGGAGGGCUUCAGUAUUGCACGCUCAGACGGUUGGACAUUUCUUAACCAACACACUCGGUUGGAUCUCUCAUUUUGCCUGGUAUCUAGCAUCUCUUCUGCCGGCCCUGCUAUACCUGCCUACACGGUAGUUGACGAUUUGUCUGUGCUCGAAUUGGGACAAUCCAACGGACAAUCCGGCACCGCCCUGUCUGGGUAGAACCAAACCAGCUGCUCUGUCCACCAGGCGGUGCUCCCGAACAUCAACAUAUAUUUCGCCUUCUGCUGCGACCUCGUCUGCCCACUACCGAUGGUCAUACACCAAAGUGUCCACUGAUGUGUAUGGUAGCAUAUCCUGGUCGCCAGUGACAGUGAACCGCUGCCCUCCGAUCCUGCUGCACCAGGGCUGUCGCUCCAUCUUCCAUCGUGGAUAUCUCGGCAUUGCUCAAACCCACAACCGACGAGGAAAGCCAGUCAGCCAAGUCCCCCUCCUCGGUGUCCCAACCAGAGUCAGGCCCGCCCACCACCGCCGCCAACGUGGCUCCCUUGCCACCCCGGCCGCGUUCGGCGGUGCCGGCCAAGAGACUCUUGAGGAGCCACGAGCAUCCCAUUCAAACACCGGCCAAAAAGCAAUCCAAAUGGUCCCCCGAAGAGGACGCCAAGAUCAUUCAACUUCGACAGGAUGGAAUGAAAUGGGAGGACAUCAGCAAGCAUUUGCCCGGCCGCAGUGCCAUCAGCUGUCGACUCCAUUAUCAGAAUUACCUGGAGAGGCGGAGUGAAUGGGAUGAGGAUCGCAAGAAUAAGCUUGCAAGGUUGUACGAGAGAUUUCGCGCGGAUAUGUGGGCGAGAAUCGCAGAGGAGAUGGCCAUGCCUUGGAGAGCGGUCGAAGCAAUGCAUUGGCAGAUGGGAGAGCAUGAGAUGGCGAAACGAGCGGGCGUGACACCUUUCUCCCUGGCCAAUGUCGCCAGCGGUGUCGAACCAGCCAUGCUGCCACCUAGACCGCCGAUGCGACAUGGCGGCCCUGGUGAACCGAUGCCGCACCACCCACCACUGCCAGGUCAACAGCAGCUGCCCUCCUUAGCAGAGCUCACUGCCGGAUUACCAGCAUUUUCACCGGUGCCCCAUCAGCCACACGACCCUUUCUACCACCAGCGUCAUCAUCAUUACGAUCAUGCCCGGGGACGACACCCACCAUACCGGUAGACGGAACGGGCGGGUGUAUCGUCGGUUUUCGAAUCAAGCAUAUCCGAUACGGGGCGCAAGCAGGCGGGAGCCGUCAUCAUUUCGGGUUUCUCUUGGCGUUGGGUCCCUUCUGUUUUACAUUUCGGUCUUGGACAUGUGCAGCGUGGUGCGGCUUCCAAGAAUUGGCUGCGAUAGAGGCUGGGCUGUGCUUACUGUUCAGAUGACAGCAAGCGGUUGCGAGCGACACUGAAAAAGGGAGACAUAUCUAUCAGGCGUUCGGAGCAAUGACGACCCACCAAUUAUCUCGAUCGUAGCCUGACUUGAGUAUGCGAGCACCCGCUGCGACGGCGUUGUCUUCCAGUUCACCUUUGUGAUACAAAUGAUAGUACCGUUGAUAUGUCUGCGGCGGGGCGUCCGGCGCGGUGGGUUUGUCGGGCUUGAGAACCCAUGGCACAAGGACAUCUUGUUGGUCGCCUUGAUCCCAUCCUCUUCGGCUGUUUUUCUGCUCGAGCGCCCACACAAAUAUCAAUGCUUGACCCCCACCCGAGCCUUCCACGGGCCGUCUUAAUGUAUGCAGGAUCGUCCGAAUCGCCUGGACUCGACGUUCCACGGUGGAGAGGUGGUGGAUUACCGCGAUGGAUAUGGCGAAAUCGAAGCGGAAGGCGGGGUGAGGCAGGCUGAGCGUAUCUGCGACAAUGGCGUCGUGAGGCUGGUGUUGCCGCGCAAUGUCCACGAGGGCGUUCGAUCUUGAAAGCCUGGUCAGUACAGCACCUGCUACCAGUAGUACAUCAAUAAAACGGGAGCGGGAGUUGGAAUCGGGGUGGAGUCAUGCUCAAUGCAUUAUUGCCCAUUCCGUGCAUAGCCACAGCAUACCUGUCCGAGGCGACGAUAAAGACGUUCUUGUUCACGACGAGGUAUUUCCCGUUGCCGCAUCCCACGUCCAGCCCAACGGCGCCCACGGGCAGAUUCCGUAGGAACUCGUCCACCACCGGCCACGGCUAGAAUGCUUUGUCAAACC
Messenger RNA from Exophiala dermatitidis NIH/UT8656, 6895 nucleotides. RefSeq lists its product as uncharacterized. The transcript is spliced from 5 exons. The record is from RefSeq and is a predicted model, not a curated record. The coding region runs from base 5383 to 5898 and encodes 171 amino acids. Lineage: Eukaryota; Fungi; Ascomycota; Eurotiomycetes; Chaetothyriales; Herpotrichiellaceae.